Bursaphelenchus okinawaensis is the source of this 2113-nucleotide messenger RNA. The record is from the annotation of a GenBank genome assembly. Lineage: Eukaryota; Metazoa; Nematoda; Chromadorea; Rhabditida; Aphelenchoididae.
AUGUCCGCAGUCAACGAUGGGACGAUAGAACACAAAGAAAAAACUUCUGCUAACGUUAAAAAGGUACGUGCAGUGGUCCUGUAGAGUGAGAGGGCUAGGGUAAGACUAGUGAAGCUAAAGCCAGAGCUAGACAUAAAGCUAGACCUAAACCGAGGACAGGAUUUAGACAAAGGCAUAUACCUAGAUUUAAACGUAGAGUUAGACUUAGAGCUGGCCCUAUACCUAGAGCUAGGCUUAAACUUAAAACUAAUCUAGGGCUAGGGCUAGGGCUAGGGCUAGGGCUAGGGCUAGGGCUAGGGCUAGGGCUAGGGCUAGGGCUAGGGCUAGGGCUAGGGCUAGGGCUAGGGCUAGGGCUAGGGCUAGGGCUAGAGCUAUAGCUAGAGCUAGAGCUAGCCCUAGAGCUAGUCUUAGAGCUGGACCUGAAGUUAGAACUUGACCUAGAAAUAUACCUAGACCUAGACCUUACCCUAGCGCUAGAUCGCAAGCUAGACCUAGACAUAAACAUAGAGCUGGGGCUAAAUACCAAUCUCUUUUCAGUCCAUCGCAUCAGUCAUUGUGAUCUCAUUAGUAGCCGUGUCAUGGGCUUGUGCUACGCAAUUUUCCAAAUCCGCACUCACAAUCAAUAGACAUGACUUUUACGCACCCUAUUCUAUGGUGUGGUUCAACACUAAUUUUAUGACAAUUUGUUACCCUGUGUUUCUCUUCUACAUAGUAUUGUUCGGUGAGGUUACCGUACAGGAAGCACACAAGGAUGCGUGCUUAGUGUUUAGUCGGAAAACGGUUAAAUUACGGUAAGUUUUAAGUUAAUUAACGCUGUGUUAAAGCUGUUUUAAUGCGCCACAAGAUAAUAUGAAACUACAUUCUUUAUUAAUUGUAAAACCACAGGAUUCUUUAAUGACCAUUAGCUUAGGCAACGUUUUUUCAGGCACAUCUUCACCAAAGUAGUCCCGUUUUUGGUUAUGUGGGUAGCCGCAAACUAUAGUUAUUCAUACGCUUUAGGUCACAUAUCAGCAUCGGCGGCUUCGGCUAUCAUGAGCUCAAAUACGGCAAUGGUCGCUAUAUUAGCAUACUUUUUGCUAUCGGUCGUCCCGUCUGUUGUGAAAGUAAGUAUUGCUUAUAAACGGCAUGUCAUAUAACAGAAUUUGUUUUUUGGAUCUUGUUGUUGCAUUUACUUACAGGUCAAUUUUUAUAUUCAUUUACAGGUAUUGGGAGCCUUAUUGGCAAUUGCUGGCGUAGUUGUAAUCUCAUUAGACAACGAAUUCACUGGUAGUCUUGUUGGUGUAUCACUGGUCAUUUUUUCAGCUUUAAGUGCAGCGUUUUAUAAGGUGAGCAACAAAUUAAGGAUAAUUAAAAACUUUUUUUCAUUUUAUAAUCAAAAUAAAUUUAAAUUAUCAAUGCCAAUACAAUAACCAGCGUAUUUUACAUUCCAGGUAUUUUUCAAAAAAGUCAACUGUGAUGCCAAUCUGGGUCAAGUUUCAUUGUUUAUGACCAUGCUUGGUCUGUGUAACUUAUUGUUGAACAUUUGGCCUGCCCUAAUAUUAGUCUAUACGGAUGUUGAUCACAUUAAAUUUCACGCAGUGCCGUGGCUGCCUUUAAUUGGAGCAGCUUUAUUAAGCUUAAUUUUUAACUUUUUGGUCAAUUUUGGAAUCGCAUUGUUGAAUCCGUUGAUCAUUUCGGUUGGAAUGUUGUGUGGAAUACCCGUUAGUGCAGGUAGGGGUAAUCAAAUCUUUUUUUGAGGAUAAUCUUAUCUUAAAGUCUUCUAUGUUUUGAGCGUAGGCUAGACCUAAAAGCUCGGGCUAAACCUGGUUUGAGCUUGGGCUAGACUUGAAAAGAGUUUUAUUAAGCCCGGCCGUGCCACGCCGACACUUGUGGGCGCGGGAUCGGGGCUUUAAUCAAGGCCCCAGAGACCCAGCUUAGGUCCCGCAACAAAAGAUUUGGCUUUCAAAGAAAUUUGUUUUUUUCAGCGAUUGACAUCAUUUUCCGUGGAAUGACCGUCAGCUGGACGUUUGGCACAAGCGCUUGUUUGUUUAUAUUGUCGUUCAUUUUGAGCACAUUCCCGUUAGAGCAAUGGUGGAGGCAGUGUAGAGAAACACGUACAUCGUCGGCUGUAUAA